AUGGCCAAAAAACCUCCAAAAAUCUUCAAAUUCUUCUUAAUCCCUCCCAUUUUUAUAUUAUUCUUGAUUGCCUCAGGCAAAACAAAUAUAGUAAUUAAAGUAGCACAUCUACAGCCAAACAAUCCAAAUAUUAUACACGAACCUCAAAUUUUGGAAAUGCAAGUUUUUGUUUUAUUUAAUCUAGAAAAAUAUUUUUGUAGGUGUUAUAAUGAUAUGAAAGAACGUUCUAUUUUACCUCGUGAAAUUAAACUACAAUUUUAUACAAUGGAGUCGUGUACCCGAUUUAGUGGUGUUGAACAUGCAGCCUACCUCCAUUACAUGAAGAAUACAAGCAUUUACUUUGGUCCGGGAUGUAAUAACGAAAUGUUAAUUAUUGGCCGUCUUGUAUCUCGAUGGAAUGUGCCUAUUAUUGCUCACCUUUCUGGAGAUGAUGCUCUCUCAGACAGAGCAGUUUUUGACACUCUUGGGUCUGUGGCACUUACAUCAGCUACAGAAAUGGCUAGAGCUACACUUACAUUUUUACAAUUAUAUGGGUGGAAACAGGUUGGACUAGUCCGUCCAAGUAUGCAUUUUGAACGUCUUGCUCUACAUUCUCUCCGUAAUUAUCUAAAAGAUGCAAAUAUUGAGAUAAAUGCAGAAAUAGAAUUAGACCCUUAUAUGACUCCAGAUGAAAUUAUUGCUACUGGAAGACUUAGACACUUAAAAAAUAGAGCUAGAGUUAUAAUCGUUGAAAUGGGAAUGGAUUUACACUCGGCAAAAUCUUUUAUGAUUGCUGCACUUCGUUCACAUUUAAAAACCCCAGAAUAUGUUUAUAUUAUUCCUUGGCUAGCACAUUUACACGAUCAUUAUCCUUGGGAGGCUACAAAUAUUGAAAAAUCUGAAACUCGAGUUGCUUUUGAUGAUGCAAUUGUAAUAACUGCACAUGGUUAUGAUAAAAAGUUUAUUGAAGAUUUUGAAUUGAGAUUAAAUAAAGUUACUGGGGUAAUUAGUACUUAUUAUGCAACAUUAUCAUAUAUGUCUUUAUAUGAUGCAUUAUUCCUUUAUGGAUUAGCUGUUAGGGAUGCUUAUGAAGAAACCAAAAAUCAAAGUGUUUUCUUGGAUGGAUUGUAUAUUUGGAAAAAAAUGACUGCCAGACAAUUUAUUGGAGUUACUGGACAAGUUUUGAUUAACAAUAAAGCUAUUAGAGUGCCAAGUUAUGCUACUUAUCAUACUAAAAAUGGAACAAUGAAAAUAGUAGUUGAAUUAACUGCUCGUCUUGGAGAUAGAUUAAAAUGUGCAAUGAGCGAAAAUGAUUGUUCUGAACAUGUUGCUCACGAAACUAUGUCCCACUAUUAUUCAACGGUAGAUGGGGCUAUGCCCCCAGAUAUGCCAAAAUGUGGAUUUGAUGGGGGUUUAUGUGAUUAUACAUUCUUUUAUGUCCUUUUUGGUGUAAUAUUAUUCUUGGGUGUAACAAUACCUACUGGUUAUUAUUUACAUAUGAAAGAGAAGGAAAGAAUGUUAUAUGAUAUGACUUGGCGUAUUCCUCGUGAACAAGUUAGAUUACUUGAAGUUCGAGGAGGAAAGGGUAAAUCAAUGUCAAUGCAAAGUAGAUCAGCUGAAAGUCAUUCAUACGAUGAAAGUAUCGGUUCAAAAGCGAAUAGUCGUCUACAAGCCAAACAAGCAGUAGCCAAUGGUGUCAAAUGUGCAUAUAAACGUUAUCAACAAACUCGAAAUAUUUCUUUUAACAAACACGAUUUGAGCCGUUUAAAAGAAUUAAAAAUAAUGGAGAAUGAGAAUUUAAAUAAAUUUUAUGGAAUUUGUUUUAAUCAACAAAAUGAAUUUAUUUGUUUGUGGAUUUUGUGUCAAAGGGGAAGUUUGGAAGAUGUUUUGUUUAAUGCCGACUUGAAAAUUGGAAAAAAUUUUCAAGCUUCUUUUGCUAAGGAUGUUGUUAAAGGACUUUUCUUUUUACAUAAUUCGAUUUUGAGAAUGCACGGAUCUCUUUGUUUACAGAAUUGUUUGGUGGAUUCUAAUUGGAAUGUGAAAUUGACAAAUUUUGUUACCGAUGAAUUAUGUGGGGAUAAACUUAGACAUAAUGAAUUAAAAUAUAUGAUGGAUAGUGAAAUUGAAAGGGAAAAACAAAAGAAAAGGCGUGAAAAAGAAGAGAAAAAACGUGAAAAACAGAAGGAAAGAGAACGUGAGGGUAAGGAAAGACGUGAUGUGAGCUCUUCGGAGUCAUUGGAAGAUCAAAAAUUGGAAGAGGCAAUUGUUAACGAUAAAGUUAGAGAUCAGGCAAAUAUGAAAAAAUAUGUCCAAUACGCUCCUGAAAUUAUUCGCGAAUUUUUGAGUGCAAAACAUUUGCCUAUUGGAACCCAAGCAUCUGAUAUUUAUUCUUGUGGAAUGGUCCUAUAUCAGAUUUUAUUUAAAUUGGAGCCUUUUGUUGAGAAGAAUUUAUCUCCACAAAAAUUACUCAAUAGAAUUGCUAUGGCUAAUGAUAAUGACCAAAUUAUUAGACCGAUAUUUCCAAAUCAAGUACAAACUGUUGCUAAUCCUGCUGAGGAAGCUUAUAAUUUACAACUACUUUCUGCAUUAGAAGCUUGUUGGCUAGAAAUUCCAGAAAUGAGACCAAAUAUAAAAAGAUUAAAAGCAAUUGUAAAUGCAAACUUAAAAUCGACGGGAAGCGGUUCUUUGGUUGACCAAAUGAUGAAAAUGAUGGAAGAUUAUACAGCUAAUUUAGAAUUAUUGGUUAAAGAAAGGACUCAAUUAUUGGAGGAGGCACAACAACAGGCUGAUCGUCUACUUAAAAAUAUGUUGCCAUCAACAAUAGCCGAUGAUUUAAAAGCUGGACGGCCAGUCCCUCCACAAUUAUACACAAAUUCAACGGUUCUUUUCUCUGAUAUUCGAGGAUUUUCUCGAAUGGCUGCCAAUUCAACCCCUUACCAAGUUGUUGCUUUUUUGAAUGAUAUGUUUAGUGGAUUUGAUGCUAUUAUAGCUAAACAUGAUGCUUUUAAAGUUGAAACGGUGGAUUUUUAA
Messenger RNA from Meloidogyne enterolobii, 3009 nucleotides. Lineage: Eukaryota; Metazoa; Nematoda; Chromadorea; Rhabditida; Meloidogynidae. The record is from the annotation of a GenBank genome assembly.